UCGAUAGUCUGGCUACAAAUAAUUCCACAAUUCUGCCCGCUUGGGAUGCUGUACUGGCCAAAACAGAAGAGCGUUUCAAACUGGCUAAAGAGAACUCGGACUACUUGGGUACAAUCACGGACUAUCUGGAGAAAAUACGCAAUUACGAUAGCUUUAAGAUGACCGUAUUGCAAAUACCGAAUGUGAUGGUUGGUCUGCGACACAUCUGGACCAUGUCCAGCUACUAUUGCCGGGACCCAGAAAUGCAGGUGCUCCUCUGCCAGAUUUCGAAUGUGUUUGUGCAGAAGGUCAAGAGCUUCAUAUGCUUCGAAAACAUUUUUCGCUACUCUGCGACUUACACUUAUGAGACAGCCACCAGCUGUGCCAACCUGUUGCGCUGUUGGAAGCAAGCCUACAAGUUGAGCCGGCAACAUAUUGAGGAAUCUGGAGCAGGCUCCCGCUGGGAGUUCGAUCGUGUGGCCCUAUUCAGUGAGGUCAAUCACAUACAUCGCGUAGCCGUUGAUAUCGCCUACAUCGGUCGUGUGUUCAUACAAUAUGAGAAUCUGUUUGGACAUCGCUUAAAGGCACUCAUCACAGACCCGUCGAUUGUGGACAAUUUAAUGCGAAAGGUCUAUCGCAUGCUCGACGAGCUUAUGCACGGCAUAGACUAUGACAUAUUCCAGCCAAGCAACUGGGAGAAUUGGGAAUACUCCCUAGAACAGUUUAAUCAUCGCCUCGAGGGACUUGAGAUGGAGGCGAAGGCGGUAAUCGAUCAAAGCAUCAAUUCGCUGCUUUCGUCUGCAAAGGGCCUGCAAUUGGUCACCAAUGCCAAUAUGAUUGAUACCCGAUCGGCACUUAAGGAGUUCAUCUCGACAAAACACGAAAACCUGCUCCGAUAUUUUGUGACUGAAAUUAAUACCGUGGAGUAUGUUUUUACGAACCACAAGAAAACUCCACCAAUGUCCAAGCACCAGCCAGCUAAAAUAGGAGCUGUAUGUUGGGCCCGCUUGCUGGGCAGAAAACUAAAAAAUUCGGUAUUAGCGUUUAAACAGGUCGAUGAUGAUCCAGCUCUUAAGCACAGCUUUCUGAAACGCAGUGCCUUCAAGCAGUACUUCGAAUUAAUGACUAAAAUGUUUCAGUUCGAGAAGGGCUUGUUUGAGAAAUAUCUGCAGACCGCGACCUUUCUGAUAAACCACUCAAAUCGAUCCAAUAUACUGAGCUUACACAUAUGCAACGAUAAUAUUGUUACAUACAUAACGGAGGCCACACAAACUCUUAAGACCAAGAACCGCGAGUCGAGUGCCAGCCGGGUGAGCACAAGUCAACAAGUGAGCCUUCAAGCAAUAAACAGUACCGCAUCUUCGAUGGCCUCAUUCACUGGAUCUAUCGAUAGCGGCAUGUCUGUUAACGAUAUGGCCGAACCAGCUGGUCAAGUUGGUUUUAUGUGCAAAAUCAAUAAGCUUACCGUCGUCACGGCCAUGAUUAUGUGGAUAGUAAGCAAGACCAGGCAUGCAAAUGUACAGUUACGCAAGGCAUUGGCCUACCUCAAUCUGAUGAGGGACAAAAAGUCGAAGGACAUAACGCCGUACGAUAGGGAGUGCAUGCAAACUUGCGAGUUAUUUGUGCGUGCUGAAGCUCAAAAAAUGCUACCUAUUUGGCGAGAGCUCGUUGGAGAUCGCGUGCUAAUCGAGUACCACAUGAACUUUGAGGUAAAUCUGAAUCGUGAAAUUUUCGAUGUUAUGUUUGAGGGCCAACUGUUUGAGCACUUGGGCUUUGAGUUACCAUCAGUUCUGCGCACUGGUAUCAUGAAAAAAGAGAUUCUAUUUAAGGACUACGAAAGGCUUACCGAAGUAAUAGAGCGCUACAAUAGUAUUAUUGCGAAUUUGUCACUCUCGGAGGUUAUUUUCCUACGCGAUCAUAUCUACGACACCGAACUAUUCAUUCAAAUGGGCGUUGGCCGUUAUACCUGGAUGUCAUUCAAUAUCGGCAAGUUCUGUGAGCAAAUAAACUCGCAGCUCCGCAAGUUAACAUCCAUAGUUUCGCAAAUAAAUUUCAUUCGUUUGGACUUGCGCAAUCGUAUUGACUUAAUCAAAAGUUUUAAUCUGUUUAACUUGGAUAAUGUGGAUGAGGAAAGUUCGCUUGCACCCAUUACAUCAACAUUGAAUUUUUCGCGAUCAAACCCUAGGAUGAACGAAUCUCGCACAAAUAAGUCUACUAGGACCUUCCAGUCGACCACGGGUGAGAGAAUAACCAUUUUAGUCGCUGAAAAGGAGCACGACAAAAAGGAAAAGCAACAAGAAAUAGCCUGCGGCAAGGGCAUCUAUCACUGUCAGACUUACUUUGAACGCCUGGAAGAGUCACGCAAUCGCAAAGCAGCCCAGAUGAAGAAGUUGUACGAUUCGCUAGGGCCUGUGCUUAUCAAGCUGGAGAGUUUGGUGCUGGGCACAUUUACAGGACGGUCGGAGAAAAUGCGAAUGUAUUACGAAUACUGGGAGGAUGAGACCUACAAAUGCAUUAUUGACAUGACCUAUCAGAACCUUAAGUGCUACAUUAGUCGUUUGCUGUCGAAGGCGCCCAUGUUCGAGGUAAACGCCGUUCUUUUAAUGUCUGAAAUAGUGCUCGAACCAUCAGUGAAUGAACUUCAGAACAUUAUUGUGACAGCCGCCAAAGAUUAUCUAUCGCGAAUGAAAAUCUUCACGCGGUGGAUGAUGGGAACCUGCCUCAAUUGCCCACUCAUCGAGACGGGUACGCAAUGGAAAUUCAACUAUACCUUCUACGAAGAUGUUGUACAAAUCAAUAAUAUUAUUGAUCUUGUUGUACAAAUACACAAUUUGGCCCACAAAGUUGUACUAGAAGCCAAGGCGUUUGUGGUGCAAUUUCGCAAAUAUUUCAAUCUGUGGGCGUACGAUAAGUCCUUGAUAUGCGCCAAGUUUGUCGAACGCCAAGUCACACUCAUUGAGAUCGAUGAGAAAUUUACAUUUUACUCCAGCAUCAUAGACACACUGUCCAGCAUGCGCCCAUAUCAUGAUGUAUGCUGUAUUCGCAUAAAUUUACAGCCCCUGCUCGACAGCAUAAAGGAACAUGCUCAAGAAUGGUGCACCAAGCUGGGUGAGGAGCUGUCGCGCCAUGUUAAUGACAACAUGAAGGCAAUGCGCUCCGAAAUCAAAACGCUCAGCUUAAAUCUAAAUAAGACAACGCGUGAGCUAGAGGACUUUAAGCUGGUAAUGCAAACAAUUGCCACUGUACAAUCGACCACGCUAACGAACGAGCAAAAAAUACACGAAAUGCAGGAGACCUUCACAGUGCUAAGCGAGCACAAAAUCAUGUUUCCCUACGAGGACAUGCUGAUGGCCCAUCAUCUGGAAAAGCGCUGGAAGCGUUUGUUCCUUUCGGCCCUAUACCGCUCGGAGAAACUUCAGCCAAUUAAGCAGAAGUUUGCCGAUAUGACUGCUGUAGAAAUCACAGUAUUUUGCGAUAAUUUGGGUGAUUUCAUCAAGGACUGGGAUCAGAACGGGCCCGGAACUGUGGGAGCCGAGCUGGACCGUGGCGUGCGCCUAAUGGAUCCGUACGGACAGAAAAUUAAAGAUCACGAGUCUCGCCGCGAAGAAUUGGCCAAUGCAGAGCGUCUUUUUGAUAUGGCCAUGGUGGAUUAUCAUGAAUUUGGGCGCGUACAGACCGAGUACGAAGGGUUGCAAUUGAUCUUCAAAUUGUACAAAGCCCAGAAGAAUGGUCGCGAGAUUUGGGGAAAAACAUUGUGGGCCGAUUUGGAUCCAAAUGUACUUACUGAAGGCGUUGAGAGCUACUUGAAGGAAUUUCGUAAAUUACCUAAGCCCGUGCGCCAGCUGCCAGUUGGUCAAAAUCUGGAGUUGCAUAUGAAACAAUUCAAGGCCACAGUGCCGCUCAUGGUCAGUUUGAAGCAUGAAGCAUUGCGUGAACGGCAUUGGUUGCAGCUGAUGGAGAAGACCGGACAGGCCUUUGACAUGGCGCCGACUCGUUUCACGCUCGAGAACAUGUUCUCCAUGCAACUGCACAAGUACCAGGAAAUAGCCGAGCAAAUACUCACCAAUGCCAUUAAGGAAUUGCAAAUUGAGCGCGGAGUUCGUGCCGUCGAGGAAACUUGGGCGGUUAUGGCGUUUAAGGUUAUCAAACACUACAAAGGUAUGGACGAUCGCGGUUGGGUCUUAGGACCAGUGGAUGAGAUCACGCAAGUCCUAGAAGAUAAUGCCAUGAAUUUGCAAUCAAUGGGCGCCAGCCAAUUCAUUGGCCCUUUUCUGGGCACGGUAAACAAGUGGGAGCGGUCUUUGGCACUGGUAUCGGAGAUCAUUGACGAGUGGCUGGUGGUGCAGCGCAAGUGGCUCUAUUUAGAGGGUAUCUUCAUUGGGGGUGACAUACGCACCCAACUGCCGGAGGAGGCGAGGAAAUUUGAUGACAUUGACAAGGCUUAUCGAAGGAUCAUGGUCGAUUGUGCCAAAAAUCCGUUAGUGGUGCCAUUCUGUUCAAUACCCGGACGUCUUGUCGAAAUACAAGGUUUGGGCAUUGGAUUGGAAAAUUGUCAGAAGUCGUUGAACGAAUAUUUGGACUCGAAACGCCGCAUUUUCCCGCGUUUCUAUUUCAUUUCCACCGAUGAGCUGCUCUCCAUAUUGGGCAGCAGUGAGCCAUCUGCAGUACAGAACCACAUCAUUAAGAUGUACGACAAUAUUAAGUCUCUGCGGCUGGUCAAGGAAGGCAAUCUGACCAUUGUGACGGCUAUGAUAUCCAGCGAGGGCGAAGUCAUGGAGUUUCGCCACGUUGCUCGUGCUCAGGGCCGUGUGGAGCAUUGGAUGAACGAUGUGCUGGAUGAAAUGCGGCGCUCCAAUCGCUACAUAACGAAGACGGCCAUCUACGAUUUUGGCACCGAUCUGGAAAUUUCAAGACCCGACUGGCUAAUGAACUACCAGGGCAUGGUAGGGCUGGCGGCCAGUCAAGUGUGGUGGACCGCCGAGGUGGAGGAGGCCUUUGACCAGGCUCAGAAUCAUGGCAACAUGCGGGCCAUGAAGGACUUUCUGUCCAAGAAUAACUAUCAGAUCGAGGAGCUGGUGCUGAAGGUGCGAUCGAAUUUGUCGCGCAACGAUCGACUCAAGUUCAAGGCCCUUUGUACCAUAGAUGUGCAUGCGCGCGAUAUUAUCGACAAUUUUGUGCGCGACAAUAUUCUAGAUGCCAGCGAGUUUAGUUGGGAGAGUCAACUGCGCUUUUACUGGGUCAAGUUCUACGACAAUCUCCACGUGCUGCAAUGCUCCGGGGAAUUUGAGUAUGGAUAUGAGUACAUGGGCCUAAACGGACGUCUGGUCAUCACACCUUUAACGGAUCGUAUCUAUUUGACCAUAACCCAGGCGCUUCUUAUGAAUUUGGGAGGAGCACCCGCGGGUCCAGCAGGCACAGGUAAGACUGAGACCGUAAAGGAUUUAGCGAAGGCAAUGGGACUGCUGUGCGUGGUUACCAAUUGUGGCGAGGGUAUGGAUUACCGGGCUGUUGGCACCAUACUCUCCGGCUUGGUACAGUGCGGUGCUUGGGGCUGUUUCGAUGAGUUCAAUCGUAUUGAUAUAUCUGUGCUUAGUGUAAUCUCCACACAACUGCAGACGAUCCGGAAUGGACUUAUACGCAAGCUGGAACGCUUUGUAUUUGAAGGCGUUGAGAUUAAGCUGGAUCCUAAAUGCGGAGUAUUUGUCACCAUGAAUCCCGGAUAUGCAGGCCGCACAGAGCUUCCCGAAUCAGUCAAGGCCUUAUUCCGCCCAGUCACCUGCAUAAAGCCAGAUUUGGAACUGAUCUGUCUUAUAUCACUCUUCUCAGAUGGUUUUCUUACCGCCAAGGUGCUGGCCAAGAAGAUGACUGUACUGUACUCACUGGCGCAGGCGCAACUCUCUAAGCAGUGCCAUUACGAUUGGGGUCUCCGGUCACUGAACUCUGUGCUCCGCAUGGCUGGUGUCAUGAAGCGUCAGUCCGAAGAUCUUCCCGAAGCUGUUGUGCUAAUGCGAGUGCUGCGCGACAUGAACUUCCCCAAGUUCAUUUUCGAGGAUGUGCCACUCUUCUUGGGCCUCAUCAAAGAUCUGUUCCCAGGCAUAGAUUGUCCUCGCAUUGGCUAUCCAGACUUUAAUGCGGCCGUGCGACAUGUGCUGGUUAAUGAUGGCUACAUACUACUGGCCGAUCAGGAGGACAAAGUGGUGCAAAUGUACGAAACCAUGAUGACCCGGCACUCGACCAUGAUUGUGGGCCCAACAGGUGGCGGCAAGACUGUCGUCAUAAAUGCUUUGGUCAAAGCGCAAACCCACAUGGGCCUGCCCACCAAGUGCAAUGUGCUUAACCCCAAGGCAUGCUCGGUAAUUGAAUUGUAUGGCUAUUUGGAUAUGGAAACACGAGAUUGGAUUGAUGGAUUGUUUUCAAAUAUCUUCCGUGAAAUGAAUAAGCCGGUAGAACGAGAGGAGCGACGCUAUGUUUGCUUUGAUGGCGAUGUUGAUGCACUCUGGAUCGAGAACAUGAAUUCCGUCAUGGAUGACAACAAGCUGCUGACUUUGGCCAACGGUGAGCGCAUCCGUCUGGAGAACUAUUGUGCGCUGCUCUUUGAAGUUGGCAAUUUGAAUUAUGCCUCACCCGCAACCGUGUCACGCGCUGGCAUGGUCUAUGUAGAUCCAAAAAAUUUGAGAUAUAGUCCUUAUUGGCAGCGUUGGGUGCUCACGCGGCCCGAGGUGCAACGUGAGCUGCUGAACGAUUUCUUUGAGAAGGUGAUUACUCAGGCGAUUGCAUUCAUAUUGGAGGGCGUCGAUGGUACAACGCAGGGCCUUCCCCUCAAAAUGGUUAUCAUGCAAACGGAUCUUAAUAUGGUGACCCAAUUUUGUAAUCUUUAUGAUGCUAUGCUGCCCAUCUAUGGCCCACCAGAUAGUAUGACCUUGGAUGAGCCUGCUGUGAAGGUUUACAAUACAGAUAGCCUGGAGUGCUGUUUUCUGCAGAGCGUAUACGGAUCGUUGGGCGCAUGUUUGCUUGAGAAGCAUCAAGUCAUUUUCGACGAGUUCAUGAAACGUAUUUCGGGUUUUCCACUUUUCCAAGAUACCCAAGACAACCCGGCCUCGGGCGGACAAUUUCCACAGACAAAGCCCACGCUCUACGACUAUUUCUGGGAUGUGGAAAAGAACUGCUGGCAGGCCUGGGAGUGGAUUGUGAAGCCAUACACGCACGACCCUCAAGUAAAAUUUAGUGAGAUUCUAGUACCUACCGUAGAUAAUACUCGCACAAAUCGCCUGUUGGGACUCAUGAGUGAUAUAAAACGUCCCGUGCUGCUUGUCGGCGAGGCUGGUACAUCAAAGACAGCAACCAUUAUGCAAUAUUUGCGCAAUCUCAAUCCGAAUGUCAACAUCAUACUCAAUAUUAAUUUUUCAUCGAGAACCUCAUCGUUGGAUGUGCAACGUACGUUAGAGGCAGCGGUGGAAAAACGCACCAAGGAUACUUAUGGGCCACCAAUGGGCAAGAAAAUUGCCUGCUUUAUUGAUGACAUGAACAUGCCGCAGGUCGAUGAGUAUGGCACACAACAGCCGAUUGCCCUGUUGAAGCUCUUCUUUGAGCGCGGUGGAAUGUAUGACCGCGAUAAAGAUCUCAACUGGAAGAAAUUCAAGGACAUGACUUUCUAUGCUGCCAUGGGUACUGCUGGUGGAGGCCGCAAUGAGGUCGAUCCGCGUUUUAUUUCCAUGUUCUCCACCUACAAUAUUGUAUUCCCCAACGAUGAAUCGCUCAUUCAAAUCUAUUCGUCCAUCUUUAAGGGUCACUUGACAUUUAGUAAAUUCCAUGAGCGCUACAAUAUGAUAGCUGACAUGAUUGUCGUGAUGACGCUGAAGCUCUUCAAGCUGGUCAUAAUAGAUCUGCCACCGACGCCCUCCAAAUUCCAUUACAUCUUCAAUCUUAAGGACUUGUCGCGUAUUUUUGCGGGCUUGAUGCUCAUACAGCCGCACUUUUUCAGAAAUCUGAGAGAGUUCGUACGCGUGUGGCGCAAUGAAUUUACACGCAUUAUUUGCGACCGACUAAUAUCGGAUACGGACAUCAACUUAGUGCGCCGCAAUGUAGCUUCGGAGGUGGAAGAUCGUUUUCCACCUGAAUUUGAGGAGACUCAUGGGUUCAUUGACUUGGAGGAAGCCGCUGCUGAAGCGCAAGCUCGCUUACUGUACGAAGCCUAUGCGGACGAUGCCGCUGCUGCUAUGGGCGAGGAAGAGGGCGAAGAAGAAGAGGAAGCCGACGAGGGACCACAAGUGAUACUCUCACUUAAGGACUAUGUGCUGCGCGAUCCAAUGCUCUUUGGCGAUUUUCGCAAUUUCACUAACGAAUCAGAACCACGCUUCUAUGAGGACCUACUGGACUUCAAUUCAGUCUACCAUCUAUUUACCGAAAUAAUCGAAGAGUAUAGCGAACGCAAGCAAAAGAUGACGCUGGUAUUGUUUGAGGAUUGUUUGGAGCAUUUGACGCGCGUCCAUCGCACGUUGAGAAUGAAUCGUGGUCACGUACUGCUCAUUGGUGUUGGCGGUAGUGGCAAGAAGUGCAUAACACGACUGUCGGCUUUUGCAGCGGAGUGUGAAGUUUUCGAGAUAACCAUUUCACGUGGAUACAAUGAGGCUGCGUUCCGUGAAGAUCUUAAAAUAUUGUACACCUUGGCGGGUGUCAAGCGUAAGAAAGUUGUAUUCCUCUUUACAGCAGCGCAGAUUGCCGAAGAGGGCUUCUUGGAGCUAAUCAAUAAUAUAUUGACUGUGGGCCAAGUACCCGCGCUAUUUGCCGACGAAGAUAAAGAUGGUAUUGUCAAUCAAGUACGCAAAUUCGCCGAAGAAGAGGGCCUUUCAGCAUCCAAGGAUUCAGUGUGGGCCUACUUCCUGCGCACCUGCGCGGAAAACCUGCACGUUGUUCUUUGCAUGUCUCCUGCGGGAGAUGCACUGAGAAAUCGCUGCCGUAACUUCCCCGGUCUUAUAGGCAGCACUUACAUUGACUGGGUGUUUCCAUGGCCCAAACAAGCGCUUUAUGCUGUCGCUCGACUAUUCCUUACGGAGCAUAAAAUGAUUCCAAAAGAUCAUCGCGACGCCAUCAUCGAACAUGUUGUGCAUGUGCACACAACUAUACAAGUGUACUCCAAGGAUUAUCAGACAAAACUUAGACGUAACAAUUUCGUUACGCCCAAACAUUACCUCGACUAUAUUAACUCUUAUAUUGCAUUGUUAGAGGAAAAACAUGCAUUCAUCCUUCAACAGCGUGCACGUCUGGGCGAGGGCAUCAAGAAAAUUGAGGAGGCCUCCGUGCAAAUCGACGAGCUUCGCCUUAUAGUUACGGAACAAAAGAAAAAUGUAGCCAUAGCAGCCGAAGAGUGCGAGACCAUGUUGGUUAACAUAGAAGCCUCCACCCAAAAAGCGAAUACAAAGAAAGCCGAGGCAUCGGAGAAGUCCGUUGAAGUUGAAAUCAAGGGCAAGCAAAUUGCGAUAGAAAAAGAAGAAGCCGAAGAAAUAUUGGCCGAAGCUAUGCCCGCCUUAGAGGAAGCACGUCGUGCUCUUUCCGAGCUCGACAAGGCUCAGAUUACAGAGAUCCGUUCAUUUGCCACUCCGCCCGCACAAGUACAGGUUGUGUGCGAAUGCGUAGCCAUCUUGAAGGGCAUCAAGGAGAUAAAUUGGAAGAGCGCCAAGGGCAUGAUGUCCGAUGUGAGCUUUUUGAAGAGUCUUAUGGAAAUGGACUGCGAGGCACUUACCCAAAAACAAAUAAGCGCCUGCCGCGCACAUAUGAAAACCGCCAAUUUGGAUGAUAUGGCUAAAAUUUCUAUAGCGGGAGCCGGACUCUUAAAGUUCGUGCGGGCUGUGCUCGGCUUCUUCGAAGUGUAUCGCGAGGUCAAGCCAAAGAAAGAGCGCGUUGACUUUUUGGUUGAAGAGCAGGAAGUGCAGAUAAAACUGCUCAAUCACUUGAAUGCUGAAAUACAAAAACUAGAAGAGAAACUCGAUAAGUUGAAUGAAAACUAUGCGAUUUCAAUGAAACAAAUGAAGGCACUGACAGAAAUGAUGCAGCAAGCCGAACGUCGCCUGAUUGCUUCAGAUAAACUUAUCAGCGGUCUUACUUCCGAACUCAUACGCUGGAGCAAAGAAAUGGAGAACUUAGGGCAGCAAUUGAUAGAUAGUGUCGGCGUUUGCCUAAUAUGUGCGUCGUUCCUUGCUUACACCGGCGCCUUUACCUGGGAGUUCCGCAAGGCGAUGGUAUUUGACGAUUGGCUUGAGGACAUUUGCUCUCUGGGCAUACCAGUAAAGUUGCCGUUUAAAAUCGACCAGAACCUGACCACCGAUGUAGAAAUUUCGCAGUGGUCCUCCGAGGGCUUGCCACCUGAUGAGCUGUCCGUACAAAAUGGCAUUCUCACCAUGAGAGCUUCGCGCUUCCCACUCUGCAUUGAUCCGCAAUUACAAGCACUGCAAUGGAUACGGAAAAAGGAGUUCCGAAAUAAUCUAAAGGUGCUAUCGUUCAGUGACUCGGACUUUCUCAAGCAACUGGAAAUGUCCAUUAUGUAUGGCAUACCAGUUAUAUUUGAAGACGUGGACGACUACAUAGAUCCUGUUAUAGACGACAUUAUGCAGAAGAAUAUACGAGUGCAUGCAGGUCGAAAAUUUGUUAUGCUGGGCGACAAAGAGGUUGAUUGGGAUCCCGGUUUCCGUUUGUAUAUGACAACAAAAUUCUCAAAUCCCAAAUUUGAUCCGGCUGUUUACGCAAAGGCUCUAGUCAUAAAUUAUACAGUAACCCAGACUGGCCUCGAGGAUCAGCUGCUUAGCGUCGUGGUAGGAACAGAACGUCCUGAUUUGGAGCAGCAGCGUGAGUCGCUCAUAGCCCGCACCAGCGAAAACAAACAAUUGUUACAACAAUUAGAGGACUCACUCCUGCGUGAGCUGGCGACCUCAACAGGCAAUAUGUUGGACAAUGUGGAGCUGGUGGAGACCCUGGAGAAUACCAAAGCCAAGGCUAGUCUUGUAAUGGAGCAGCUGAAACUGGCGGCCGAAACCGCCGCCGACAUCGAGGUUCUUCGCAAUGGAUAUCGACCGGCUGCCAAGCGUGGAGCCGUCCUCUUCUUUGCCUUGGCGGACAUGGCCACAGUCAAUAGCAUGUAUCAGUAUGCCUUAGCCGCUUAUCUGGACGUGUUUGUUUAUUCAUUGCGCAAGGCUGUGCCAGAUACGGUGUUGUCCAAGCGUUUGAAUAAUAUAAUCAAAACAUUGACUGAGAACGUGUACUGCUAUGGCUGCACAGGUAUCUUCGAAAGGCACAAGCUGCUCUUCUCAUUCCAAAUAGCCACAAAACUGGCACAACGCGAAGGUGUGUUGCAGCAACAAGAGCUGGAUUUCUUCAUCAAGGGCUCUAUAGCGUUGACAAAAAGCGAACGCACUAAUCCCACGAAAUGGCUACCGGAGAAGAGCUGGGAGGACUUGCUCAAGCUAGCAUUUGAUUUUCCUGAGCCCUUCGGCUCACUGCCGGACCACUUCGGCCGUUAUAUUGACGAUUGGAAGGAGUGGUAUGACUUGGAGAAUCCAGAGGAGGUGGCCUGUCCGGGUGACUACAACAUCAAAUGCAAUCCAUUCCAGAAACUAAUGUUCUUGCGCUGUUUCCGUGUUGAUCGUAUAUUCCGUUCUAUUAAUCAAUACAUUGUCGAUACCAUGGACGAGUUCUAUAUUAUGCCGCCUGUUGUCAGCUUUUCGGCCAUAUAUGAGCAGACCACGUGCUUGAUACCCGUGUGUUUUAUACUCAGUGCCGGCUCCGAUCCCACAAAUGAUCUCAUAAAACUAGCUGACUUGGUAAUAGGCGGUAUGGCCAACUUCUGUCAUAUAUCGCUGGGCCAGGGACAGGAAAAGGCUGCAUUAAGACUGCUGGACAAUGCCAUACGCCAGGGUCAGUGGCUGAUGCUUCAAAAUGGACAUUUGCUAAUUAGAUUCGUGCGAGAGCUAGAAAAGUACUUAGACAGGAUUGAGUCCCCGCAUCCAGAUUUUCGUCUAUGGAUUACCACGGAUCCGACGCCUACAUUCCCAAUUGGCAUACUGCAAAAGUCGUUGAAAGUGGUCACCGAGCCACCCAAUGGCUUGAAGUUGAAUUUGCGCUCGACUUACUUCAAGGUGCGUCAAGAGCGUCUGGAGGCCUGCUCACAUCGCGCAUAUCGCACAUUAAUCUAUGUCUUGGCCUUCUUCCAUGCUGUUGUGCAAGAGCGUCGCAAAUAUGACAAGCUGGGCUGGAACAUUGCGUAUGAUUUUAACGAUUCCGAUUUUGAGGUUUGCACGGAAAUAUUGCGCACCUAUUUAAGCCGCUGUGCCGAUGACAAGAUACCCUGGAACAGUCUCAAGUAUCUCAUAGGCGAGGUAAUGUACGGCGGUCGCGUCAUAGAUGAUUUUGAUCGACGCAUUACCAACUGCUAUAUGAGUGAAUACAUGGGUGACUUUCUCUUCGACACUUUCCAAACAUUCCACUUCUAUGAGGAUGAAAAUGUGGACUAUUGCUUGCCCGAGGAGGAGACCAUUCUGAAGGAAGACUACAUAGCUCAUAUCGACAAGUUACCACUGGUGAAUAAGCCGGAUGUUUUCGGCUUGCAUCCAAACGCGGAAAUUGGUUAUUACACAAUGGCAGCACGCAGCAUUUGGAACAGUUUGAUUGAAUUGCAGCCCCAAACGGGCGAGGGCACCGGCGGAAUCAGUCGUGACGACUUCAUCGACAAUGUUGCCGCUGGCAUCCUGAAGAAAUUGCCCGCUGCCUUCGAGACUUGGCGCAUACGAAAACAAAUCCAAAUGAGCCUGUCACCCACGGGCGUGGUCCUUCUGCAGGAGUUGGAUCGCUUUAAUCUGUUGGUGGUGCGCAUCAAGAAAACGCUGGAGCUUCUGCGCAAGGCCAUAGCGGGCGAAAUAGGAAUGGAUAAUGUACUAGACAACAUAUCGAAUUCAUUGUUCAAUGGCUUGCUGCCAGAGGCUUGGAGUAAACUGGCGCCGGCCACAUGCAAACAGUUAGCGAGCUGGCUGGUGCAUUUGCAGCAACGCGCUGUGCAGUACAAGUAUUGGUCGUUGUCUGGCGAGCCACUCGUCAUGUGGCUGUCGGGUCUGCACAUACCGCAGAGCUAUCUAACAGCCCUGGUGCAGAUUGCCUGCCGCCGAAAUGCUUGGCCGCUAGACCGCUCCACCCUCUUCACCUAUGUGACCAGCUAUGCGGACCCUGAUGAUGUCGAGGAGCGUCCACCAACGGGCUGUUAUGUGCAUGGACUCUACAUAGAAGGCGCACGCUUUGACAUGCAGACUAAUCAGCUAGCGCGUUCGCAUCCCAAAGUGCUGGUCGAAGAGCUGGCCAUUUUGGCAGUGGAGCCCAUUGAAGCACACCGACUCAAGCUACAGAACACUUUCCUGGCACCCGUGUACACCACAUCGCUGCGCCGUAAUGCCAUGGGCGUGGGCCUGGUCUUUGAGGCGAAUUUGGCAACAACCGAGGACUUGAGCCAUUGGAUAUUACAGGGGGUGUGUCUGACGCUGAACACGGACACAUAGAGAUGACAGAAAGACUGAAUCCAAUUUGAAUUUGAUUUAUUUGUAUGAUUUUUUGUAAUAUAAUGCAAAUAAGUUAGUGCUCACAUCACUGUA
Messenger RNA from Scaptodrosophila lebanonensis, 13604 nucleotides. It is a transcript of the gene Dhc98D, whose product is annotated as dynein heavy chain 10, axonemal. The record is from RefSeq and is a predicted model, not a curated record. Bases 159 to 13511 code for a protein of 4450 amino acids. Gene Ontology annotation, molecular function: dynein intermediate chain binding; minus-end-directed microtubule motor activity; dynein light intermediate chain binding. Gene Ontology annotation, biological process: microtubule-based movement. Gene Ontology annotation, cellular component: dynein complex; axoneme. The transcript has 43 exons. Lineage: Eukaryota; Metazoa; Arthropoda; Insecta; Diptera; Drosophilidae.